AUGCCACACUUCCCCAAGGACUCUGGCUUCGAGCCCAAAGAUACACAAAGCCAUGCUAUCACAGUCAAGAACCGUCGCAAGCGGUAUCUGGACUUACACCCAGAAUACUACUCGGCAGAUCUUGAGCUAGCCGACCCUCUACUGUACGAUCGCCUCAUUCGCCGAUUUCAAACACCACAAGAAAGAGAAGCUGCAGGGAAAGCCAUGGGAUUCUCGGGCAUUCUGCAAACAGAUAUCAUGAGAUCAGAAGCCCGAAUAAACGCGAUCGCUCACCCAGAACCUCACGCCAUAAUGAGCUACAGUCGUGGCCCUGACGGGGAAAUCCUCGCCGAGGACCGCGAUGACAUUCCUCCAAAUAAAGAAGAAGGCGAGCGACUCUGGCAGUGGGAAAUGGGGUUGCGGUUCAUACAGGGCAAUGAUCCGGAUUUUGAUUACACGACUGUUGAUGAGAACGAUGAGUACGACGAUCACUCAGACAAGGUAGAUCAGUACUUUGAGGACGAGGAACCCGAAUGGGUGGUUAGCGAUACCCCAGGGGGAGACACCCGCCCAAAUCUACAGGGCGAGACCGGUAUUCAAGACUUUUGA
Messenger RNA from Penicillium salamii, 588 nucleotides. NCBI's taxonomy places the organism in Eukaryota, Fungi, Ascomycota, Eurotiomycetes, Eurotiales, Aspergillaceae. The record is from the annotation of a GenBank genome assembly.